Messenger RNA from Exophiala xenobiotica, 1602 nucleotides. Its product is annotated as DNA repair protein rhp51. Gene Ontology annotation, cellular component: condensed nuclear chromosome. NCBI's taxonomy places the organism in Eukaryota, Fungi, Ascomycota, Eurotiomycetes, Chaetothyriales, Herpotrichiellaceae. Gene Ontology annotation, biological process: double-strand break repair via homologous recombination; reciprocal meiotic recombination; chromosome organization involved in meiotic cell cycle. The transcript is spliced from 4 exons. The coding region runs from base 130 to 1179 and encodes 349 amino acids. Gene Ontology annotation, molecular function: double-stranded DNA binding; single-stranded DNA binding; ATP hydrolysis activity. The record is from RefSeq and is a predicted model, not a curated record.
GUCGAUCUCGACUUGAAAACUACAGCCUUCAACAUCUGUUCUUCGUCCUGGCUUCUUGUGUCAUUAGCUUACUUUCAAGUCGCCGAUUUGAUUAUUUCGCCUUCUGUCCGCACUCCUCACACCGUCGCCAUGACUCAAGUCGACAACUCAGAUGCCCCUCAGGAUGAUUAUGAGGAAAUGCCUGGAGGACCAGGCGCUCCUAUUCCGGUCUCGCAGCUGCUGGGUCUCGCAGGUUUGACCGACAGAGACAUCAAACUCGUGGUUGAAGGUGGCUUUCACACAGUGGAAGCAAUAGCAUAUACACCACGACGUGCACUCGAACAGAUCAAGGGCAUCUCUGAAGCAAAGGCUAGUAAGCUGCUCAAUGAAGCAAUGAAACUCGUCCCAAUGGGUUUCACUACCGCCACAGAAAUGCACGCACGUAGAAGCGAACUUAUCUCCAUCACUACCGGCUCGAAGAAUCUCGACCGCUUGCUAGGAGGAGGCGUUGAAACUGGCUCCAUUACCGAGAUCUUUGGCGAAUUCAGAACUGGAAAGAGUCAGAUUUGUCACACCCUGGCAGUUACUUGCCAACUCCCCUUUGACAUGGGUGGAGGAGAAGGGAAAUGCCUCUAUAUCGACACGGAAGGCACCUUCAGACCGAUUCGUCUGCUUUCAGUAGCCAACCGUUAUGGUCUCGAGGGGGAGGAAGUUCUGGACAAUGUUGCUUAUGCCCGAGCAUACAACUCCGAACACCAGCUGCAAUUGCUUCAACAGGCGUCGCAGAUGAUGUGCGAGACGCGAUUUUCCCUUCUCAUCGUCGACUCGGCCACGUCGCUAUACCGAACAGAUUACAAUGGGAGAGGAGAACUAUCAUCAAGACAGUCGCACAUGGCCAAGUUUUUGCGAACUCUACAACGGUUGGCAGAUGAGUUUGGAAUCGCCGUGGUCAUCACCAACCAAGUGGUUGCACAGGUGGACGGUGGACCCAGUGCGAUGUUCAAUCCCGACCCCAAGAAACCUAUUGGCGGCAAUAUCAUCGCUCAUGCAAGUACCACCAGACUCAGUCUGAAGAAGGGACGAGGAGAAACUCGAAUUUGCAAGAUUUAUGACAGUCCCUGCUUGCCUGAGAGCGACACCUUGUUUGCAAUCUACGAGCACGGUAUUGGCGACCCUCAACCCAAGGACGACAAGGAGUAAGCGCCCACCACGCGAAGGAUGUACACUUAUCGAGAUGAGAUACGGAUAUGGGUAUGGUUUAUGGGUUCAUGCUCGUGCAUAGCGUUUGGCGUCGGUGGAGUUUUCGAUGGAGCACUGCGCAGAGCCAAGAUCAGUUCGGAGCAGACGGCAGCUGAGGGAUCGAGCCAAGCAGCGUGGCUGAUGGCCAUUAUGGUGGUUAGAGCGAAUGGGAAGCGAGCUUUUUGAGAGCAACCAGCCAGAAACCAGGUUUUUUGGCUGGCGAUGUUUGCCGAUCUCGAAGCACGCAAACAGCUGGUCUUCUCGUCGUGCCGUGGUAGUGUCGGAACACAAAGCUUUCAUUUGCCCAAGGAGGGUGGAAGGGUACGGUAAUGGAAAGUUGUAUGCUCAAUCUACGCGUGGACGAGGCUCGCUGUUGCUUGGCGC